CGGCCGGUAGGCGUGUCGCAGCAGAGGACCGUCUGAAGUUGCAGCCCGGCGGUUACAAUGAAACUCAUCAUUUUAGAGAACUAUUCUCAAGCCAGUGAAUGGGCUGCAAAAUACAUUAGGAAUCGGAUCAUCCAGUUUAACCCUGGUCCAAGCAAAUACUUCACUCUUGGGCUUCCCACUGGAAGUACUCCACUAGGGUGCUACAAAAAGCUAAUAGAAUAUUUCAAGAAUGGAGAUCUUUCUUUCAAAUAUGUGAAAACCUUCAAUAUGGAUGAAUAUGUAGGCCUUCCAAGGGAUCACCCAGAAAGCUACCAUUCCUUUAUGUGGAACAACUUUUUCAAGCACAUUGACAUCUCCGCUGAAAACACUCACAUUCUGGAUGGAAAUGCUGCUGACCUGCAAGCAGAGUGUGAGGCUUUUGAAGCAAAAAUCAAGGCAGCCGGAGGAAUUGAACUCUUUGUUGGAGGUAUUGGUCCAGAUGGUCAUAUUGCCUUCAAUGAACCUGGCUCAAGUCUGGUGUCCAGAACUAGAGUGAAGACCUUGGCUAUGGACACUAUAUUAGCUAAUGCUAGAUUCUUUGAUGGAGAUCUCUCCAAAGUGCCCACAAUGGCUCUCACAGUUGGUGUGGGUACAGUCAUGGAUGCCCGAGAGGUUAUGAUUCUGAUCACAGGAGCUCAUAAAGCAUUUGCUUUGUACAAAGCUAUUGAGGAAGGAGUGAACCACAUGUGGACAGUCUCUGCUUUUCAACAGCAUCCCCGUACUGUCUUUGUGUGUGAUGAGGAUGCCACUCUGGAACUUAAAGUAAAAACAGUGAAGUAUUUUCAAGGUUUGAUGCUCGUUCACAACAAGUUAGUGGAUCCCUUAUACAGUAUGAAAGAAACAGGAGCAGAAAGAAGCCAGUCCAAGAAGCCAUACAGUGACUAAUCUCUUAAGACUCUGGAAGCAGAACCUUGUGUUGGGAGAUUUCCUCCAUCACUUGUUACACGUCUACAAGAUCAUAACACAUUUUUACUCCAGUGUUGAAAAAAACAAAUUGACGUAAACCCGGUGGAGGCAGUAGCAAUGGACGCAGUAAUCUCCAAGAGGAAGGCGAACUACAAUUGUCCAUGUUUUAAUAAGCAAGACCAAAUGAAUAAAAAUGUGUCAGUUCUUCAUAAUAGAUCAUGUACUUUAAAGAGUCAUUUAAAACAAAUGAAUUUAGCAAGCUAUUUGUUUGAUUCAUAAAAACUCAGUAAGUGUCAAAUAAUGUACUUUUGCUACUAAUGUGGUUUUUCUACAUUAAAAGCAUACCUGUUUUCUAAAA
Molecule: messenger RNA, 1303 nt
Organism: Gekko japonicus
Lineage: Eukaryota; Metazoa; Chordata; Lepidosauria; Squamata; Gekkonidae
Gene: GNPDA1
Product: glucosamine-6-phosphate deaminase 1
Exons: 7
Coding region: 58-924 (288 amino acids)
Biological process (GO): carbohydrate metabolic process; D-glucosamine catabolic process; N-acetylglucosamine catabolic process
Cellular component (GO): cytoplasm
Molecular function (GO): glucosamine-6-phosphate deaminase activity; identical protein binding
Source: RefSeq, a predicted model, not a curated record